CAAGUGCAGCGAUUGUAUUUCCGCGCUUCCUUUUGGUGCCCAUUGUUUUCCGUGGCUACUGUUCGAUCCUCGCAGUUAUUUAUCGUAAUCGAUAAAAUGAGCUCCACCGGACGCGAGGGACAUUCUGCCGGAAUGCAAAUGUCCACCUCAAGUACGGUUUUGAGUUUGGCAGAAAAGCAAAAAUACAUCGAAGAUUACGACUUCCCGUAUUGCGAUGAGUCAAGCAAGUACGAAAAAGUUGCGAAAAUUGGUCAAGGAACGUUUGGAGAGGUGUUUAAAGCUCGUGAGAAAAAGUCUAACAAGAAGUUCGUCGCCAUGAAGAAAGUUCUGAUGGAUAACGAAAAGGAAGGCUUUCCAAUCACUGCCUUGCGCGAGAUCCGGAUCUUGCAAUUACUGAAGCACGAGAACGUAGUUAACCUAAUCGAGAUUUGUCGUACUAAAGCCACGGCCAAUAAUCGAUACCGAUCAACAUUUUAUCUGGUGUUCGACUUUUGUGAGCACGACCUUGCAGGAUUGCUGUCCAACAUCAAUGUAAAGUUUAGUCUGGGUGAAAUCAAGAAGGUGAUGCAGCAACUGCUGAAUGGAUUAUAUUACAUUCACAGCAAUAAGAUUUUGCAUCGUGAUAUGAAGGCUGCCAACGUACUGAUAACUAAAAACGGUGUAUUAAAAUUGGCAGAUUUUGGACUAGCGCGCGCGUUUAGCAUUACUAAAAAUGGCCAAGCAAAUCGUUAUACCAACCGAGUGGUCACACUUUGGUACCGACCGCCGGAAUUGCUACUCGGCGACCGUAACUAUGGACCUCCAGUGGAUAUGUGGGGUGCUGGCUGUAUAAUGGCAGAAAUGUGGACACGUUCACCCAUCAUGCAGGGGGCCACUGAGCAGCAGCAACUGAUAUUUAUCUCGCAGUUGUGCGGCUCAUUCACGCCAGAGGUUUGGCCAGGAGUCGAAAGUUUAGAGCUGUACCAAAAAAUGGAACUACCACAGGGCCACAAGCGCAAGGUACGCGACCGACUGCGACCAUACGUAAAGGACACCAACGGUGUGGAUCUUCUCGAUAAGCUGCUGAUUCUAGAUCCGAAGGAGCGAAUCGAUGCUGAUUCCGCCCUCAACCAUGACUUCUUUUGGACUGAUCCCAUGCCUUGCGAUCUGAGCAAGAUGCUGUCGCAGCACACGCAAAGUAUGUUCGAGUAUUUGACACCGCCGAGGAGGACGUGCCAUUUAAGGCAGUACCAGCAGCAGAUGGUCAAUCCAGUACAGGCUCGGCCACAGGAUAAUAGCUACCAAGAUAGAGUUUACUAGGAAGUCUGUACGGCUCCUGUAACAUUGUUGUUCGACUAUAUUUCUUAAGCUUUAGUAUAAAAUAUCUUAUAUUA
Molecule: messenger RNA, 1373 nt
Organism: Sabethes cyaneus
Lineage: Eukaryota; Metazoa; Arthropoda; Insecta; Diptera; Culicidae
Gene: Cdk9
Product: cyclin-dependent kinase 9
Exons: 3
Coding region: 97-1299 (400 amino acids)
Biological process (GO): protein phosphorylation
Cellular component (GO): nucleus
Molecular function (GO): cyclin-dependent protein serine/threonine kinase activity; ATP binding
Source: RefSeq, a predicted model, not a curated record